GAGAGAUCAAGCGAGUGAGAGUAGUGUGGAAGCAAACCCCCCACGAUCUGCGUUCUUUUUUUUCUUUCAACAACAGUCUUCUCAGAUCGGAACUUUCAGACAUUCCGACAAAAGCUAAAAAAGGUGUCUGGGAGAUUUGUUAGAAAAAUGGAACGGUACGGUCGCCGCGCCGGUGAAGAAGGGUCGCGAUCGGAUCCGUCGAGUGGAUGGGACUAUCAUGGAGUCGAAACUUCGAUGGGGCGGUUAGAGUUGAGAGGAAGUGGAGCUGGAGGAGAAUGUUACCCGGAACGAUCCGAUGAACCUGAUUGUAUUUAUUACUUGAGAACCGGUGUUUGUGGGUACGGGUCAAGAUGCCGGUUUAAUCACCCGCGAGAUCGUGGAGUGGUUACUGGAGGUGUGAGAGGAGGAGGAGGAGGAGAUGGAGCUUUACCGGAGAGGAUGGGACAUCCGGUUUGUCAGCAUUAUAUGAGAACGGGGACAUGUCAGUUCGGUGCUUCUUGCAAGUAUCAUCAUCCUAGACAAGGAAGUGGUUCGGUUGUGCCUGUCUCGUUAAGUUAUUUGGGAUUUCCAUUACGUCCGGGAGAGAAAGAGUGUUCCUAUUACAUGAGAACCGGUCAGUGUAAAUUUGGUUUGACAUGUAAGUACAACCAUCCCGUUCCACUCUCUGUACAAGGACAACCUCAGCAGCAGCCACAGCCUCAACUACAGACUAUAUAUCCAACACUUCAAUCUCAAUCCAUGCCUUCUUCUCAACAGUAUGGUUUAGUUUUGUCAAGGCCUUCUCUUUUACCUGGUUCUUAUCUUCCAAGUCCUUACGGUCCUCCUCCAAUGGUUCUGCCUCCAGGGAUGGUUACAUACCCUAGUUUGAACCCUUACCAGGCUUCGCCUUCUCCUGGAACACAACCGUCUAUUGGAUCAAGCUCUGUUUAUGGAAUGGCGUCUUUAUCUCCUUCAGGGACUGCUUAUACAGGAACAUACCAAUCUGGUGGGCCUUCCUUGACUACCUCAACAGAACAAUCUUUUCCUCAGCGACCUGAUCAACCUGAGUGUCAAUACUUCAUGAGAACCGGUGACUGUAGAUUCGGAUCUUCGUGUAGAUACCAUCAUCCUCUAGAUUCAGUUCAACCUAAUCCUGGUGUUGUCCUCAGCUCCAUUGGCCUUCCACUUCGUCCCGGCGUAGCACAAUGCACUCACUUUGCGCAACACGGAAUCUGCAAGUUUGGACCGGCGUGUAAGUUUGAUCACUCAAUGAGUUCACUUAGCUACAGCCCUUCUGCUUCUUCGCUAACCGAUGUCCCCGUGGCUCCAUACCCAAUUAGAUCAUCCUCACUCAGCGGCACAUCAGCUCCAAUAAGUUCAGGCAAUGAACCCACCGCAGUAGUCAGUGGCUUGAGCCGUGAAGAGCCAGCUGAGACCAGUGGUGAUUCCGCUAUAGAAGCUAAGACUUCUUCAAGUUGA
Eruca vesicaria subsp. sativa (arugula) is the source of this 1458-nucleotide messenger RNA. NCBI's taxonomy places the organism in Eukaryota, Viridiplantae, Streptophyta, Magnoliopsida, Brassicales, Brassicaceae. The record is from the annotation of a GenBank genome assembly.